GUCUGAAGUCCGCGUGGACCCGCAGAGCGAGCGAGCGAGCGAGAGAGACCUUAACCACAGCCACCUCCAGCACUGCCCGCCGCUGCUGCUGCUGCUGCUGCUUCUGGAGCUGUGGUGCAGUCGUGAGUCGCGCCGUGUCCGUCUGGACGCGACCCCGAGCGAGCCGCCACUCGUCACGCGCCCCGGCGCCAUGGGGAGGAGACGCGCGGUGUAACGCCGAGGCGAGUAGGAGGAGGAGGAGUAGGAGGGGACGAUGGGGACCAGUGUGGAGAAGGAGCUGUCCACCUUGCAGUGGUACCACGGCACCAUGUCCCGCCACGUGGCCGAGGCGAUGCUGAUGCAGAACGGGCAGGACGGGAGCUACCUGUUCAGGCGGGGGCUGGACGGGCAGUUCGUGUUGGGGGCCAGGUCCAAGGACUCGGUGAGGAAUUUCCAGGUGAGCUGGAGCGAGACUCGGGGCUUCUCCUUCGGCUUCACCAUCUUCCCCACGGUCAAGGAGUUCGCCGAUCACCUCGCCAACGAGCCCAUCCUGGGGAGCGAGACUGGAGGCCUGAUCAGCCUCCGGUUCCCGUUCCCGCGGGAGGUGGCGGAGCCCUCCUUCUACGACCCCAUCAUCGUGCACACGGCGAUGCGCUCGGGGCGCACCAUCGAUGACGUCCCCACGUACGCCUCCUCCGUGGGGACGAAGGAGGGAUUCCUCACCAAACAGGGCAACCGCGUCAAGACAUGGAAGCGCCGCUGGUUCACGCUGCAGAGGAACGAGCUCAAGUACUUCAAGGACAGGAAGGACAAGGAGCCAAUCAAAGCCCUGGACCUGAGCCGGUGCACGGCGGUGCAGUUCGACUACAGCCGCGAGAAGGUGAACUGCUUCUGCCUCGUGUUCCCGGAGAGGACGUUCUUCCUGUGCGCCAAGAACGCGCUGGAGGCUGACGAGUGGAUCAAGCUCCUGCGCUGGAAGAUGAAUCAAGAACAGAAACAAAGGUUGCUGCGGAAAACCAAAACCGUGUAGGUGCACAUUCUACACAUUCACCUUGUAGGUGAACAUCUAGGAAGGUGAACAUCUGAGCUGCUGAUCAUCUUUGUAGGUGAACAUCUAAGCCGGUGAGCAUCCUUGUAGGCGAACAUCUGUGAAGGUGAACAUCUUUGUAGGUGAACAUCUUUGUAGGUGAACAUCUGAGCUGGUGAACAUCUUUGUAGGCGAACAUCUAAGCCGGUGAGCAUCCUUGUAGGCGAACAUCUGUGAAGGUGAACAUCUGAGCUGGUGAACAUCUUUGGAGGUGAACACCCGGGUAAGGGAUCACCUGGACAGAAGACCCGAGGUGUUGAACACCAGGGCAGAUGAACGCCUGGACAGAUGAACACUUCCCCGCCACGCCUUCGGGGAGACCAUUCGCCACGGGGAGGGGGCGAAGGGGAUUGGGGAACCCCCUGAGGGGUCUACUUGGAGUGGCGCCGACCUCGGGGGACUCGGUCAGCCAAGAGAGCCGCGACCCCGCGGACUCGACUGCUCUGGACCUGGCCACGCACCCUCGACCCCACGGGUUGGACUCCCUGUCGGGGCCUAGCCUGUUCUCGCGUUGAUAGUUUUGUUGUUUCUGUUAAGUGUGUGUUUGUGUGUGUGUUUGCGUGUGUUAAUGUGUGUGUUUGUGUGUGUGUUAGUGUUUGUUUGCGUGUGUGUUAGUGUGUGUUAGUGUGUGUGUGUUUGUGUGUGUUAGUGUGUGUACGUUAGUGUGUGUGUGUUAGUGUGUGUGUGUUUGUGUGUUUGUGUGUGUGUGUUUGUGUGUUUCCACUCGCGGUUGGGUCCGCUGGCGAGCAGCACCACGCACUCACUCUGUACACCACGCACUCACUCUGUGCACCACUCACUCACUCUGUACACCACUCACUCUGUGCCACUCACUCUGUGCACCACUCACUCUGUACACCACUCACUCUGUGCACCACUCACUCUGUACACCACUCACUCACUCUGUGCACCACCCACUCUGUACGCCACUCACUCACUCUGUACACCACUCACUCUGUGCACCACUCACUCUGUACACCACUCACUCACUCUGUGCACCACCCACUCU
Lethenteron reissneri (Far Eastern brook lamprey) is the source of this 2075-nucleotide messenger RNA. RefSeq names its product dual adaptor of phosphotyrosine and 3-phosphoinositides 1 (gene DAPP1). Lineage: Eukaryota; Metazoa; Chordata; Hyperoartia; Petromyzontiformes; Petromyzontidae. The record is from RefSeq and is a predicted model, not a curated record.